Messenger RNA from Diospyros lotus (date-plum), 2527 nucleotides. Its product is annotated as patellin-4-like. Gene Ontology annotation, molecular function: lipid binding. The transcript is spliced from 4 exons. NCBI's taxonomy places the organism in Eukaryota, Viridiplantae, Streptophyta, Magnoliopsida, Ericales, Ebenaceae. Bases 484 to 1992 code for a protein of 502 amino acids. The record is from RefSeq and is a predicted model, not a curated record.
ACUAUCAAAAUGAAUGUAUUGGCUUCAACAGUUGAAUAGACUUGGAACUUUGGAAGAGGAGAAAAAUGGUGCAUCUCUUGGAGCAUAUGCUGCUUUCAAGACCCAUGUUUGUUUGUGGUUAGCUUAGUUGAGUAUAGUGUGGAUGGGUGGAAGAGUUGAAAUAUUUAUGGGUCUUGAAUCCCAACUUGGGAUGGACAUUCCCCUAGUUUUUCGUUUUCAUUUAUUUCCCCAUUAAUUAAUAGUCUUAAAAUCAAAAGUUUCAAUUGAUCCUUGCAAGGGUUGAGAGAUUUUUAUUUAUAGAUCGGUUACAGGUAGACCAAGACCUACACACAAAUAACGGACACCCACAUAACCGUUAAAGCAUGGCAGAGGCGCUCUUGUCUUCUCAACAGAGUAAAACAGGGGAGCCAUUGAUUUUUCCCCUUUCUUUCAAGGGAUUUUCCUUAACCCCCAAUUCCUUCCCUUUCCCUUCAAUCUUCAACCAUGGUUGUGGAGGGAACGACCCACUGGAUGGCUGAAGUUGCGGUUUCUCAAGAACAAGAAGCCAACAAUAUUAAUAAUGCUUCCAUUGUCUCAAAGGAGGCCAAGUCUGAAGAACAAAAUGGAGAAUCGAAGAAAGACGAGAAGCCCAAAACAGAGGAGUCGGCUGAGGAGAAGGCAAAGAACGGCGAAGAGGCGGGACCGGCACUUGAGAGAAAUGGCACUUUCAAGGAAGACAGUAAUCUAAAAGAACAUGAGAAGCAAGCAUUGAGCGAACUGAGAUCAUUGCUCGAGUGCGCAAUUCAUGGGAAUAGGUUGGUGGUGGAGACCAACGAUAGGAUUGAAGAAGAACCUGAGCCAUCAGAGAAGAAGAAAGACAAAACUUCGGAAGAUGAAGCUGCUGCAGGGAAAGAAGAAAUGGAAAAAGACAACACCACACCUGCAACUUUAAUGGUGGAAGAAAGGGUUGGAGGAGAAAAGGAUGUUAGGCUUUGGGGGGUGCCAUUGCUGCCAAGCAAAGGAGAGAGAUCCACUGAUGUCAUACUCCUCAAGUUUCUCAGGGCCAGAGAGUUCAAAGUCAAUGAGGCUUUCGAGAUGCUGAAGACUACCCUUCAAUGGAGGAAGGAAUUCAAGAUUGAGUCCGUCCUGGAAGAGGAUUUUGGCGCCCAUUUGGGCUCUGCAUUCUACAUCAGUGGCGCCGACCGCGAAGGCCGCCCCGUCUGCUACAAUCUUUACGGGGUGUUUGCUGGCAGCGAUGAGAUGUACAGGAGGACAUUUGGAAGAGAAGAGAAGAACGAGAAGUUUCUUAGAUGGAGAGCUCAGCUGAUGGAGAGAGCGAUUCAGAAGCUCGAUUUUGGACCUGGCGGCGUCUCAUCGCUCUUCCAAAUCAACGAUCUCAACAAGACGCCGGGGCCGGCCAGCAAGGACCUCUGGCUGGCCACAAAACAAGCUGUGUCACGCCUUCAAGACAAUUACCCUGAGUUGGUAGCUAAGAAUAUCUUCAUCAAUGUUCCUUUCUGGUAUUAUGCCUUCAGUGCCCUGGUAUCCCCUUUCUUCACCCAGAGAACCAGGAACAGAGUCGUCUUCGCCAGACCUGCCAAGGUCACAGAGACACUUCUCAGGUACAUAGAUGUAGAGCAAAUUCCAGCCCAGUAUGGGGGAUUUAAGCGCAAGAACGAUACAGAGUUCUCGGGUGAAAAUGAAUAUCUGGAAUUCGUUGUUAAGGCCAGCUCUUCUGAAACCAUUGAGUUCCCAGCAGCCAAGGUUGGAACCAGCUUGGUCUGGGACGUGACUGUGGUAGGUUGGGAAGUGAAUUACAGGGAAGAGUUCGUUCCAGACGACAAGGGCUCUUACGCCUUGAUCGUCCAGAGGGGGAGGAAGAUAGGUUGCCAGGAAGAAGCCAUUCGAAACUCCUUCACAAACAAAGAGCCCGGAAAGGUUGUAAUCACCAUUGACAAUGAUUCUUACAAGAAGAAACGCAUAAUCUACCGCUACAAGGCUAAGAACGUGUAGCUCAUCAACUCCCUCUCCAGCCCUCUUGUUACUGCCUAAUUGCCGCCUCUAAGCACUCUUUUGGUGGUGUGUCUAUAUCUUGUUGUAUGUUGCAUAGAUAGGAUUCAUAUGUUUGUUUUAGCUGCUUGUGUGUUCUGCAAACUGCAAUGGUAUUGAUUCAUCUUCUACCUAUUAAACAUUGAAGAUGAGCAUAAAUAUAGAAGUCUGGACAGUUUAGGUCGAGCUUAAACGCGCAGAGAUGGGCGAUUUGGACAGAAGGAGAAGUUUCCCAGGACAAAUGUUUGUGUACCACCAACCUUCAAGUACACUGAAAUACAGAAAAAUCUGUAUGUAAGCUCGCCCUUAGAGAUGUUUAAAAACUGAUCGAAUGCGAGGGCAGACUAGCAUUUUACCACUAGGCUCCUUUCGGUUGUAUACUCUGUACCUUUUCAACACAUCUGAAUGUAAUCAUCUAAAGGAUUUUGUCAAUAGGUGAGCCUUGUCAUAAUAUAGUCUGAAGAGAGCCAUGACAUCCAUUGACAGUAACUCCCAACUA